AAAGAUGCUGAAACAGAUACUGUCGGAGAUGUACAUAGAUCCUGAUCUGCUGGCAGAGCUCAGCGAAGAACAGAAACAGAUCCUGUUCUUCAAGAUGAGGGAGGAGCAGGUCCGCCGAUGGAAAGAAAGAGAAGCAGCAAUGGAAAAACAGGAGUCCUUGCCAGUGAAACCCAGACCAAAGAAAGACAACGGCAAAUCGGUUCAUUGGAAACUGGGAGCCGACGAGGAAGUCUGGGUGUGGGUGAUGGGUGAGCACCACCUCGAUAAACCCUACGACACGCUCUGUGAUGAGAUCCGUGCCCAGAGGGCACGGCUGAAGUCGGGGCAGGAGGUGCGGGAGCUCAGAAAAACUCAGUCCAGAGAAUUCACCAGCAGCUUGAAACCAAAGUCACACUCCUCCGAUGUGCGGGCACCAGGUGACCGGGAGCCUCGGAGCGUGUGUGAGAAGGCGGCAGAAGAGGGGGGACACGGGCGUGGCCGCGGGCCAGCUUCACCCCUAGAAGAGCAGAAAACGCCUUUGCCCUCCAGUUCCUCAAGAAGUAUUCACCAAAUGUUGGCAGAUUCUAUCAGUCGUAUGAAGGAAUAUGGAUUUCACCAGAAGAAAGAAUCUGUGAAGAAAACACAAGAUGAAGAAGUAAAACAAAUAGAUGAAGAGAGAACCAAGCAGAUUUAUAAGAGCUGGAAAGAAGAUUCGGAGUGGCAGGCCUCUUUGCGAAAAUCCAAGGCAGCUGAUGAGAGGAGGCGCUCCCUGGCAAAACAGGCACGGGAGGACUACAAGAGGCUGUCCCAGAGGGGGAGAGGCGGCGAGGGGCCACAGAGCCCCCUCGGUGGCCCCCAGAAGCCUCGGAGGCCCCCCCUUCCACCCAAGCCUCAGUUCCUGAGCCCUUCGGGACACCCCUGCAGACCUCUCAGAAACCAGGCAGCGGCAAGGCCGGCGUCCCACUCGGCCCAUGCGGACAUCGUGCGCUGGUUCCGGGAGGAGCAGCUCCCGCUGCGGGCCGGCUACCUGGGCACCUCGGACAGCAUCGCCCCAUGGUUCCACGGAAUUCUCACCGUACAGAGAGCGAAUGAGCUUCUGAGCACGUGCGUGCCAGGCAGCUUUCUGAUCCGGGUCAGUGAGAGGAUCAAGGGCUACGUCCUGUCCUAUCUGUCCAAGGACGGCUGCAAACACUUCCUCAUAGAUGCCUCCACGGACUCGUACAGCUUCCUGGGUGCCGACCAGCUGCAGCACGCCAGCCUGGCUGACUUGGUGGAGUACCACAAGGAGGAACCCAUCACCUCCCUGGGGAAGGAGCUCCUUCUGUACCCCUGCGGUCAGCAGGAACAGCCGCCCGACUACCAGGGCCUGUUUGAGUGACAACCUCAUCGUGUCAUCCUGCAGCCGCCAGCUGGGCCGUCCUCUGGACAGACAGACACCACGGAGAUGGACACUUGUGUAUGAAGCCACAUCGCCCUGCAGGGAGCCGAUCCUGAUCAAGUGAAAGGACCCUUGGGGGUCCCAUGGCGACCUCUCUUUUGCACAAAUGCUGGAGUUUAAUUAACGCUAAGAGGGAAUCACCUCUGCAUUGUACGCACCCCAGCAGUAAAGGGAGAAGAACCCCCAUCUCUGCAGCUCCCAACAUGAAGGCUACAACCCUAGUGAUGUAUGGAAUAAACGACGAAGACAUUGGAACCUUUUAGGAAUUAAGGGGCACCUCAAAACCAGAAGUCCUCCAUGGCCUUGGCACUCCCUCUCUGCCUCAUCUCGGAAGGUCUCGGGGUCCUGUUCCUAUGAAGUUCCUCGGUGGCGUCAGGGACUGGCGAAAGAGCCUGCACUGGUGGCUGAGCCCACGGCCCUGCACGCCUCACUUGCGGUGCAUGUGUGGGCCAGGGUGUAAGACACACAGGGAACACAAGUUGCAGGUGUUGUGAACUAAACGAGGAGUUUGAAGGUGUAGGACGAGAGCCUUCACAUGUACAGAAAUACUCCGGACGACGGCAGGGGGUGAGGGGCCCUGUGUGAGGGGUUUGCUGGCUCUGGGGAGCGGGUCAGGGCUCUACCCAGGACCUUGCCGAGAAGGGUGAAGCCACAUGCGUGCCUUGGAUAGACAAGGGCAGAAGAGUGAGCUUUGUGGACACUAGGUGCUGUGGGUUGAGUCCCCCAAAGAGACAUUGAAGUCCUAACCCCCUGCACCUGUGAACGUGGCCUUAUUUGGAAACAGGGUCUUUGCAAAUGUGAUCAAAUUAAGACGAGGUCAGACCAGAUUAGGGCGGGUCCCAAAGCCAACGACCGGCGUCCUUAUAAGGAGAGAGGGGUUGGGAAGUUGAGGUGCGUACGCAGAGGGGAUGGCAGCCAGGGGACAGCAGAGGCAGGGCCCCGAGUGACAAGCCGCAAGCCAGGGGACGCCGGGGGCCGGGGGGGGCAGCAUGGAGCAGACUCCCCAGAGCCCUGGAGGGGAGCAUGGCCCUGCAGACACCUCGAUUCCAGACUUGUAGCCUCCAGAACUAUGACAGAAUAAAUGUCUUUUGUCUUAA
This is a messenger RNA of Orcinus orca (killer whale), 2514 nucleotides long. It is a transcript of the gene SH2D4A, whose product is annotated as SH2 domain containing 4A. Lineage: Eukaryota; Metazoa; Chordata; Mammalia; Artiodactyla; Delphinidae. The coding region runs from base 5 to 1357 and encodes 450 amino acids. Gene Ontology annotation, molecular function: phosphatase binding. The record is from RefSeq and is a predicted model, not a curated record. Gene Ontology annotation, cellular component: cytoplasm. The transcript has 9 exons.